Conger conger (European conger) is the source of this 1569-nucleotide messenger RNA. RefSeq names its product peroxisomal succinyl-coenzyme A thioesterase-like. Bases 1 to 1305 code for a protein of 434 amino acids. The record is from RefSeq and is a predicted model, not a curated record. Lineage: Eukaryota; Metazoa; Chordata; Actinopteri; Anguilliformes; Congridae. Gene Ontology annotation, biological process: acyl-CoA metabolic process; fatty acid metabolic process. Gene Ontology annotation, molecular function: fatty acyl-CoA hydrolase activity. The transcript is spliced from 10 exons.
AUGUCUGAGAACAAUAUGAGCGCCAUGCUGUCCGUCAGUCCGUCCAGGGGACUAGUGGAUGAAAAGUUCCGAGUGGUUGUGCAGAAUUUGUUCCACGGACAAGACGUCACUCUGCACUCCCUACUGCGCUCUGAGGAUGACGACCUCUGGCAGGCUUUUGGACAUUAUGUCAGCGAUGAUGAAGGAACCGUGAAAGUUGCAGAACAUGUGUGUGUGGGAGGAUCGUACCAGGGCGUGGAGCCCAUGGGUCUGCUCUGGAGCAUGAAGCCAGUGCCUGGGAGUAGAACAGGACUCAGGUUGCGGAAGAAGGAUCUCAGCACCCCGAUGUUGGUGCACAUCUCUGUGUACUGUGGCCACAUCAGCCAGGGGUUCAGAGAGACGAAGGCGUUGGCUUGUGCCGUCGCCGAGCGCUGGUACAUGGCGCCAGGCGUCCGCAGGGUAGAGGUCACAGAGGGCGGGGUCAGAGGAACGCUCUUCCUGCCUCCAGGUCCUGGACCUUUCCCUGGAAUUUUGGACAUGUGGGGAGGGGGUGGAGGCUUAGUGGAGUACCGUGCAGCCCUGCUUGCAUCACAUGGGUACGUUUCCAUGGCACUGGAGUACAUGUCACCAAAGGCCUUGUCAGACCCCUCUAGACAUGUUGGAAAACAGUAUUUUGAGGCUGCAUUCACCAUUCUGAAGGAGCAUCCCCAGGUGUGCAGUGACCGGGUCGCCAUGUUUGGACUGUCCUUUGGCACCUCCGUUGUCCUGUCGAUGGCGGUGUACUCGUCCGUGAUCCAGCCCAGGUGCCUGGUAUGUGUGAGCGGAAGCCACAUGCAGCCACUGCGGGGAUCUCUGGCUGACGUCUUUAAGGAUACUGAUAAAGAUUCCCACAAGAUCCGUUAUGAUGAGGAGCAUCGAGUGAUCUGGCGAGAUCGUCUCUUGCCGAUACCCUCCGACCCCAGCAAGAAGGUUGCUGUGGGGCAGUUACAGUGUCCUCUGCUGUUGAUCGUGGGUGAAGAUGAUCAGAGCCGCCCAGUCGCUGAGUCGGCUGAAGACAUGAAGAAGAUGAUGGAGGAGGCUGGAAACAGUCAUCUGUUGACCAUCCUCUCCUACCCUGGGGCGGGACACCUGAUUGAGCCCCCCUACACCCCGCACAUUGCCUUUAGCAACUUCAUGGUUACUGCGUCAGGAGGAAAAGUGGUGGCUCUCUGGGGAGGGGAGGUCAGUGCGCACUCUCGUGCCCAGGAGGACUCCUGGCACAGAAUCUUGGCCUUCCUGGAGCAGCACCUGUACGGCCCAGACCUGAAAACCCCCGGGGCCCUGUGACCCCGUGCAGGAGGACCAUCUCCGUCCACCAUCCCCCUCCUGGCUACUCUGCUCUCAGGCCACCCAGGGGCAUCCAUUCCUGGUGCAGCGGUUUUCAUAAACCUUUUAAUUCACUUUUUAGUUUCCCCUAAAUGUCAACAGAUUAUAAUGGGGUUAAUUAAGAUAGCCAUGUACAUGAAAGGGGCACAUGGCCCCAUAUUCCAGCUUCAUCUUACUGUUUCUUUACAGUCUACCACAACCAAUUAAAGCAUGUGCUGCUUCCUU